AUGGCACAUCACACAGACUCUUUCGCCGCGGAGCAGCCAGCUCGGUCUGCGCCUGAUAUCGAGAAGCAGCAAGCUUUGCACCAGGAACAAUCUCAUGUGUUGGAUGACGAGAAGAAGCCUUCCGCGGCGGUCGACUACUCCGGAGCCGCGGCCAAGACUGAUCCUGCUGAAAUCAAGCUUGUGAGGAAACUGGACCUCUGGAUCAUGCCAACGCUAUGGCUCAUGUACUGGCUCAACUAUCUUGACCGCAACGCCAUCGCCCUCGCCCGCCUCAACGGCCUCGAGAAGCAGCUUGGCCUCAGCAGCGUUGAGUACUCCACCUGCGUAUCCAUCCUCUUCGUCGGGUACAUCCUCGGCCAGAUCCCCAGCAACAUGGUCCUCACCCGUGUCCGACCCUCUUGGUACAUGGGCGGCUUCAUGAUGGCCUGGGCCGUUGUCAGCGCCCUCACCGCCGUCGUCCGGGACUACAAGGGCCUCGUACUUACGCGCUUCUUCCUCGGCGUCGUCGAGGCGCCCUACUACCCCGGCGCCCUGUACAUCCUGUCCAUCUUCUACACCCGCAAGGAGCUCGCGACGCGCAUCAGCGUGCUCUACUCGGGCAACAUCCUGGCCACCGCCUUUGUGGGGCUCAUCUCCGCCGGCGUCUUCCACGGCCUCGAGGGCGCCAGCGGGCUCGAGGGUUGGAGAUGGCUGUUCAUCCUGCAGGGUGCCGUGACCCUGGCCAUCGCCCUGGCGGCCUGCUUCACGCUCCCCGACGAGCCCCCCACGACGCGCUGGCUCACACCCGUCGAGCGGCAGCUCGCGCACGCCCGGAUCGAGCGCGAUACGGUCGGAGCCGCGUGCGUGCCGAGCAGCACGUGGGCGGGCCUGCGCGAGGCCGUCGUCGACCCCAAGGUCUGGGUCUUCAUCUACAUGCAGCACAUGCACCUGGCGACCAACGGCUUCAAGAACUUCUUCCCGACCAUCGUCGAGACGCUCAACUUCGGCACGACCGUCACGCUCGUGCUGACGUGCCCGCCGUACCUCAUCGCCGGCGCGCUGUCGAUCGCGUGGGCGUGGAGCUCGGGCCGGCGCAACGAGCGGACGUGGCACAUCACCAUCGCCAAGGGCGUCGCGCUCUUCGGGUUCGUACUGGCGUGCGCAACGAUGAAUACGGGGGCCCGUUACUUCGCCAUGGUCGUCUUCACCGUUGGGACGUACGGGGUAAACUCGAUCUUGCUCAGCUGGGUCGGAAGCACGUGCGGGCAGACAAAGGAGAAGAAGGCCUCGGCGCUGGCGAUUGUCAACACAAGCGCCAGUAUCAGCUUCAUCUGGACCCCGUACUUGUGGCCUACGUCGGAUGCUCCGAGAUAUGUCAUUCCCAUGGCCAGCAGCGCGGCCUUUUGCGUUGCGUGCACCGCAGGCGCGUGGUUGAUGAGGCGGAUGCUCGUCAAGGAGAAUGGGAAGAUUCGACAGAGUAACCAGGAGGCGAUUUUGUUCUACGCAUACUAG
This is a messenger RNA of Colletotrichum graminicola M1.001, 1491 nucleotides long. Its product is annotated as major facilitator superfamily transporter. The transcript is spliced from 5 exons. Gene Ontology annotation, molecular function: transmembrane transporter activity. The record is from RefSeq and is a predicted model, not a curated record. The coding region runs from base 1 to 1491 and encodes 496 amino acids. Gene Ontology annotation, biological process: transmembrane transport. Gene Ontology annotation, cellular component: membrane. Lineage: Eukaryota; Fungi; Ascomycota; Sordariomycetes; Glomerellales; Glomerellaceae.